Plasmodium gonderi is the source of this 3147-nucleotide messenger RNA. Its product is annotated as amine transporter. NCBI's taxonomy places the organism in Eukaryota, Apicomplexa, Aconoidasida, Haemosporida, Plasmodiidae. Gene Ontology annotation, cellular component: membrane. Bases 1 to 3147 code for a protein of 1048 amino acids. The transcript is spliced from 8 exons. The record is from RefSeq and is a predicted model, not a curated record. Gene Ontology annotation, biological process: sodium ion transmembrane transport.
AUGUCAAGACGAAAGUUCAGCUUCAGUCAAAGCAGCAGUGACAUAUCUGAGGGGGAGGAGAAAAAUGAAAACUCUGGUAUUCGCUCAGAAAAUGUAUACACGAAAAAAAUUAGGGCUAUGUUAUAUGAUGAAUCGAUAGCGUAUAGUCAAAAUAAAACAUAUUACAAGAGUUCUAAAUUUCAUAAUUACAACACAAUAGAUUUGUACAAUGAUUAUAUGAAGAGGUCCAAUUAUGCAAGGAGUUAUGAACAAGAGAUGAUUUAUAAGGAGGCUUUGAAUCUGUAUAGCAACCGAAAUGUGUAUACCAGGAAGAAGUACCAGAAUGAUUUUUGUGUCAAUGUGAAUAGGAAAUAUUUGGGUUCAAGGUAUUUCGGAGAUGAUAAUGAUGAUCUGCCGGGGGUGGCCGAGGAUCCACAGGAUCAGCAUCAUGAGCAGAAUGAGGAGCAGAACCAGAAGCAGAACCAGAAGCAGAACCAGAAGCAGAGGCAGCAACAUGAGCAGAAUCAGGAGCUGAAUCAAAUUGGGGAGGGAACUGCUGAACCCAAGAAGAAACUGAGCGAAAGGAGAUUAAACGAGUACCUUUAUCGAGAAAAGAAGAGACAGCAAGUUGUCAAAUUCAGAUCUAAAUACAGGGAAUAUUUUGCUGAUGGGAAGACAACGAGUAGAGGGUUAAAAGAUUUAUGGAAUAGAAGAAAAAUAGUGGUUAAUGGUAAUCCUCAUUAUAGUCUGACAGCUGGAAUUGCAGUGAAUAAAAACGACAGUUUGCUCUCUCAAAAUUGUGUAGAUAUUAUGAUGACUCAUAAUCGUGGUACAGAUGGAAUGCUAGGAAACCAAGUUAAGACAAAUAUGUUAUGUGAUAUACGUGAAUUAAACAGUAUGAGUGAUACUAGUAAUAUUACAAACGAAGAAGAAAUAAACCUUUUGGAACAGCUGAUUAAGUUGAGAUAUACACCUGAAUACAUUUCCCAGUUAAGUGAUUUAUUUGAUAAUCCUAGAACAUUAAAAAGUGCAAACAUAAGGAUAUUGAAAUGGCUAGAUUAUCAGUUAAGUAAAGGAUACUGGUUGGAAAGAUUAUCAUUAUUUCUUCUUGGGUUAACAAUAGCUAUUGGUGUUGGAAAUAUCGAAACAUUCUGGUCUUUAAUGUCAACAUGGCAUGGUGUUAUUUUUGUAUUACCUUACAUAAUUUGUUACUGUUUUGUCUGUCAUCCUAUAUUGACAUUUGAAUUGUAUAUUGGACAGUUGGUUAGAACCUCUUCUCCAUUUAUAUUUUAUAGACUCCUAAAACAAUGUGCAUCUGUUGGAUUUUUAAUGGUUAUAACAUGUGUAAUAAAUAGCUAUAUAAAUACAUACAGAACUGCUGCAGAAUAUUUUAUAUAUUUAGUCAAUUCUUUUAAAAAAGAUUUGCCAUGGAAAUUAAACGAAAAGGAGAUAAGUUUCUGUACAAGUUUUAAAAAUGAUUUUGUUAAAUGUCAUAGGUUUAGACCAUUGUGUUUCUUUUCAAAACAAAUCUCUUCAUGUGUCCCUAAUAGUUUAGGAAAAGCAUUUUUAAUAUAUCAGAAUAAAUUUUUCCCUCCCAAUUUUUUCUAUAAUCGAUUAUUAAAAAUAGAUGAUAAUCAAAACUUUGCUCAUAUAUUUUCAAAUGGAACUUCUUACAUGGAUAAGGACACUUUUAUUUUUCUUUUCGUUUGCAAUUUUUUUGUAACUAUCUUUCAGCUUUUGGGAUUGACAAAUUUUGCCUUUUCCGCUGCCCUCGUCCUCCUCCUUAUUGGAUUUUUAUCUAUUACACAGUUUGCCACCAUGUUCAACUUGACCAGUGCUACUCAAACGUACCUCUAUGUCCUCAAGUCUUGGAAAUUCUCCUACCUGUACACCUACUCCUCCAUAUGGUCUCAGUGUGUUUCCUUCGCCCUCUACGAACUCUCCAUAGGAAUGGGAAUUUACUCCUCACUAGCCACCAAAACGAGAAUUGGAACCAACUUGGCUUUCGAUGGAUACGCAAUUACCAUGUGGAAUUCUAUAAUAUCGUCUCUCAUGUUCUUUUCAGCAGUUGCGGUUAUUGGUUUCAUUGCGAAUAACAUAAGUUCACACUUCGUGGAGAUGCUGGAAUUUUCCAGAAAGGAUUGUUCUUUCAUUCUAUUUCCUGUAGGUUUUACGCACCUGCAAAGGAUGGAGAAAACCUUGUGCAUGUUAUACUACGGGUCCUACACUAUUCUAUCCUGUGUCUCCUUGGCCAUACAGUGUGAAGUUUUAGUAAUGACUAUACGAAAUUUCAAAUUUUCGAAGAAGGUUAAGAAGCGAACCAUUGUCUUGAUUCUCUCAUUUUUCUUUUUCUUGUCUUCCUUUUUCAUAUCUAACAACAAUGCGAAAAACAUCCUCUGGUUUUUAUCCCUCACAAUUUCUGAAAAUGCGCGCGUCUUUGUUUCUCUUUUGAUUUGCAUCAUUUUGGGAUGGCUAUGCAACAUUGAAUCACAGUUUAGGAGGCUCACGAGGAAAAGUGUGCUAUCAUUCAAUAUAACAUACUGGACAUUGAAUAUCUUCUUCAGCAUUUUGUUUAAUUAUCUACCAUAUCAUGUAUACAUACUGUACAUUAUUAGACUUGGAAUAUUCAUUUUAAGCACUUUGGUGGCAAUUUGGGUUCUAAAAGGACAGGCCGAGACGAAUAGGGAACAUGUACAAAGAAGUUACAAUGAACUUACUUACAAGCAAAUCCUGUACAUCCUGUACAUUGGUAACAUCGAAGAUUUGAGAAAGGAACUCCAAAGAAUCAUUAGUGGAAAUGUAUUCAUGGGAAAUAUUUCCAUGUUUUGGUCUAUUUGUAUCAAAUAUAUAGGGACAUCUAUUUUACUUUCAGCUUUCAUCGAAUUUGCAGAUGGGGUUUUUUAUAGUGAUGAGUUGAGGGAGAAAAUGGAUAUGAUCCCUUGGGGAUGGGUUGUUUUUGCAAUUCUUUUUUGGGUAUUCACGAUCCUCCUCCUACUAUUGUUCCCGCUCUUCACAAAUGCUUUCGAAAAAUGGUGCACACAAGAAGAUUUCUUCGCAGAUUUCUCACUUAUACCAUCUAAACCACUCAAGGAACUUUACAACUUCAGCAUCCUUUCUUAUUUCAAUGAAUUUAGAAGCGUAAGAAACAAAAAGAGAAGAAGGAGUUAA